GUUUGUCUAUAGUCUUAUUGUAGUCAUCGUCAGGUUUGUAUUUUAGUCAAAAUAACAGUUGUAACAACUAAACGAUAACACAAUAUAGAGCCAAAACAACAUUAUCAUAUUGUAUGUACGUGGCUACUCCAGCAUUAUAUAUACAUAUAUAAAAACUAGUCACCUGGUCAAGCAAACUACCAAAGACAGCAGAAAAAGAAGAAAGAACCAGGCAACAGGAGCUUAAAUUUGGAGGAGAAUUUACAAAAUUAUGAAACCGAUGAUGGUAAAGAGCGAGAAUAAUCAGAAUUGUAGUCCUAGGAGGCGCCGGGUUAGCAUGGCAGAUAGUGAAGCUGAAGCAGCAUUAAGGUGUGUUAAGAGACGAAGAAGAGAUAUUCCAACUGAGGUUGUUACUUGUGAUGAUAACAAGCCUCAGCAGCAGGCCCAGGCUGAUGAUCAAGCUUCUCCUGCCACCACUACUGUCAAAAGAAGCUCGAAAUAUCGAGGUGUUAGCAGACAUAGAUGGACUGGUCGCUAUGAAGCUCAUUUGUGGGAUAAGCUUUCUUGGAAUGUAACACAGAAAAAGAAAGGAAAGCAAGUUUACCUUGGAGCUUAUGAUGAAGAAGAAUCUGCAGCAAGAGCAUAUGAUUUAGCUGCACUUAAGUACUGGGGGACAUCGACUUUCACCAAUUUCCCGAUAUCAGAUUAUGAAAAAGAGAUUGAGAUAAUGCUCACUGUGACCAAAGAGGAGUAUUUGGCCACUUUAAGAAGAAAGAGCAGUGGCUUUUCGAGAGGUGUAUCCAAGUACAGGGGAGUUGCAAGGCACCAUCAUAAUGGUAGAUGGGAAGCAAGAAUAGGAAGAGUUUUUGGAAACAAGUACCUCUAUCUUGGCACAUACAGUACCCAAGAAGAAGCUGCUCGUGCUUAUGACAUAGCAGCCAUAGAGUACAGAGGAAUCAAUGCUGUGACCAACUUUGAUUUGAGCACUUACAUAAGAUGGUUGAAGCCUGAAGCAGCCAGCAACCCAGUUGGUGGUUGUGAAUCUUUACCUGAGGUUAUGACAGAGCCUCAAACACUUCGGUCCACAACCAACUACGGUGCACCAACAGAUCGAGAUCAGUUUCCCAGCACUAAUCCUUUCAUGAAGUCUGAUAAUGAUUACUUGAAUAAGUACUCUCCAACUCCACCAAAGCAACAAGUAGUUAUCCAAAACAAAAGCCCUCUAAUAGGCAGCAAUCUUACUCGCAGCAAGUCUUCUCCUACUGCUCUUAGCCUCCUUCUCCGAUCUUCAAUGUUCAGAGAUUUGGUGGAGAAGAACUCAAAUGUCUCGGAGUAUGAAACAGAUGGGGAUGAGCCCAAGAACCAGCUGCAGGGUGGCUGCAGCAGUGAUGAUGAUGAGUAUGGUGGAUUCUUCUUUGAUGGAAUCAGUGAUAUCCCAUUUGUUUGCGGUUCCAACAGAUCAGAUGGCAUGCAGCUAGGACAAGAAAAAGGAAUUCAAUUUGUUUUGUGAAAGAUCUUUCAUAGCUUCUUAGCAUUGUGGAGUUGAAACUGUGAAGUAUUUAAGUUUUCGUUUUCAGAAGGAAAAAACAAAACAAAACAAAACAGAAACAGAAACAAUAAUUUUCAUCACCUGUAAAUAACAGAGUUUGGUCCAUCAAAAGUCAAAACUAGUAUUGCGGAUGUUAAUAAGGCUUUACUUAGAUAUGUACACUGUUUGCAACACAUAUUGUCCAGAGUGGGAUCGUAAUCUGAUUCAAA
Messenger RNA from Humulus lupulus (European hop), 1737 nucleotides. Its product is annotated as AP2-like ethylene-responsive transcription factor At1g79700. The transcript has 7 exons. Gene Ontology annotation, biological process: regulation of DNA-templated transcription. The record is from RefSeq and is a predicted model, not a curated record. Bases 251 to 1489 code for a protein of 412 amino acids. Gene Ontology annotation, molecular function: DNA binding; DNA-binding transcription factor activity. Lineage: Eukaryota; Viridiplantae; Streptophyta; Magnoliopsida; Rosales; Cannabaceae.